AUGGUGUCUACUUUGCAAUCAUAUAACUAUGAAAAUUUGAAUCCAAAAGUUGAAACACAAAAUACUCCAGAAUCACACCUUCUCAUUGUUCACAUUCCUGAUGGUUUUACAAGAGGAGAUAUUGGUGCUAAAGUUGAGUAUGAUUUAGGAAGGGUGAGAGUUUUUGGUGAAAGAUCAAUUGGAUCAAAAAUGAUGAGUUUCAAUGAAAAGUAUCAAGUUCCAUCACAUUGUGAUAUUGGCAAUAUUAGAGGCAAGUUUGAUGGAAAAACUGUCACUAUUACAAUGCCAAAUAUUCCAGGUAAAGUUCCUCAACAAGAACAAAAACCAAUUGAAGACAAUAAUGCUGCUAAAACAAAUGAUCAAAAGGAUCAACAAAACACUUCUCAACAAGAUCCUAAAUCAGAUGUUAAAAGUAAAGACGAGGAUGCUACUCCACAGGAUGCUCAAAAUGCGACUACGCCUCAAAAGGGUCCGGAAGAAAUCUCUCAAAAAGAUCAAGUCCAAAAAGAUGAUGAGAAUCCGACCUCGCAGGACGCAGCAAAAGAGUCUAUAGCUCAAAAGGGUUCAGAAGAAAUUUCUCAAAAAGAAUCUGUACCUCAAAAAGGCCGAGAAGAAAUUUCAAAAAACGAGUCAGUGCCUCAAAAGGAUCGAGAAGAAAUUUCUCAAAAAGAAUCUUUACCACAGAAGGGUCAAGAAGAAAUUUCUCAAGAAUCUCAAGGUACAAAAGUCGAAAGUAAGGAAAAAUCUCAUCACAAGACUUCGACUCCAUCAACUCCAUCAGACGAAACACAUGAGUCUAUGCCUCAAAAGAGUCAAGAUCAAGAAACUCCCGAUAAAGCCGUGGACACAAAAGAUACUAAACUUCAAGCAGAAGACACUGCAUCGAGUCUAAAAGACGAGAAUAAGGAAAAUCAAAAGCUUGUAAAGGAAGAAACCACCAUGGAAUCAGAAAAUCUUAAGAAAACUAUGGAAUCAGAAAAUCUACAAGCUAUGAAUGAUUCUUCCCCUACACUUGAAGAGGAAACCAAAGAAGAAAGCAAAGAAUCUGCAAAAGUUGAAACUUUUCCUCAGAUGAAAACAUACAUAGAGAAAGGAAAGGAAAUGAUCAAUGAUAAAUUCGGCGAUGAGAAAAAGAGCUUUCGCGAAUCAACAAAAGCAAGAAUCAAAGACAUGGCUUCAUCUACAACUCAAGCUGUAACUAACUAUGCAAAGAGGUUCAAUGAAGAAGAUAAACAAAAGCUAAUAUACACUGGUGCAACAAUUCUUGUCGUUGCACUCGGUGUUUACGCUUCUUACAAAUAUCGUUCUUCGCGUAGACCAUAG
Molecule: messenger RNA, 1323 nt
Organism: Lathyrus sativus (Indian pea)
Lineage: Eukaryota; Viridiplantae; Streptophyta; Magnoliopsida; Fabales; Fabaceae
Source: the annotation of a GenBank genome assembly